AUGCAAUAUUAAAAUGAAUCUGAACAAAUAAAUAGAAAAAAAAUAUUACUAAGAAGAGAAAUAUAUGAUAAAGGAUAUGAUUGUUAAGUUUUUUAAGAUUAUAUGGAUUAACUUAACUUAAAUGGUAAUUUCAUUUAUUUAAAUAUAGGAGGAUAAGAUAUUAAUAUAUGGACAUAUUAAGAACUAUAAGAAACAAUAACUUUAUUUUAGACAAAAAAUUAACUAUAAAUGGAAACUAUCAACCUAGAUGAUGAACCUUGCAAAUAAUCAGAUUUUGAUAAUCAUAUGUAAUUUGAAACAUAAGAACAAUAAUUUUCAUAAAAUAAACAAAAUAAAUUAUAAUUGGAUGUAUAAUAGUAGUAGCAGAUUGUAUCAAAUUAAAUACAUUAAGAAAUUCUUGCUAAACCAAAUAUUGAUAAUGAUCGCUUUUAUUAAAAAAUCCAUUUAUGUUAAAUAUAAGAUAAAAAAAUGAUACUUAUAGUUCAAGAAAUAAAUAUAUGUAUCACUAAAUUUGAAAAAAAUCAAGGAAGUUUACUUUCAGCAUCUUAUUAUACUUACCUAGUAAAUACAGAACCUACAGGUUGGAAUGUAUAAAGAAGUUAUAAUGAAUUUUUAUGGUUAAGGGAAGUUUUAAAUAAAGUAUAUCCUGGUCAAUAUGUAUAAUAUAUAUAUAUAAUAGAUUCCUCCAUUACCUAAAAAGGCUAUAUUGAAGAAUGAAUAAGAACUUUCUUUAUUAAAGAGAAUGAAAUUUUUAGAAGUAUUGAAAAGUUACUAAUAUAAUAGAAAUUUCUUUAAACUUUGUUACAAUAUGAAUUGAUUAGACAUGAUAAAUGGUUUUAUGCUUUUUUGUCAAUAAAAGAUGAUAAAGAUUUCAAACAUAUAUAAAAAUUAAGUGUUUUAUUAUCUAGAGUGACAAAAAUAGAAUAAAUUAUUUCUUUAGAUGGAUAAAUUUAAUUAUAAAUUAAUGAUAAUUUAGGAACAUAUAAUCAUGAAUCUGCUUUAUUAAUUAACUCAAUUGAUUUAAGUUAUAAAACACUAUAAAAGGAUUCUAAAUAAUUAUUAUUAGAUUUUGAUUAAUUAUCAAAUACUAUUUAUAAUAUGGGCUAGACUUGUACUGAUUUGUAUUAAUUUACAAAUAAGUUUAACUAAUCAAUUCCUUAAGGAAAACAACCUAAAUUAGAUAUACUUUAUAUUUCAAUGAAUAAUAUGUUAGUUUAAUGGGGAAAUAAUUUAACAGCUUAAAUUAAAAUUGUACAAGAAGAACUAUGUUCUUUUUUUAAAUUUAAUCAUCAUUCAAUUACCUCCUUAAAAGAGGUAACUAAAAUAUCAAAAAUAGUUCAUUAAAUAAAAAGAUUAAUCACAAUAGGAAUAUGAAAAAUAUAAAUCAAAAUUAGAAUUAAAGAAAAAUAAACUAUUUGCUUUAUAAGAUUAUAAUAGAUGGGAAGUAUCAUCUAUAUAAAUUAAAGCCUUAUAGGAAAGCAAUUUAACUUAAAAUAGAGAAGUCAGUUUAGCUAUAAUGCUACCAUAAGAAACUACUUUAUAGGAAGAUCUUAAAAACAUAUUUGCUUUUUAUAAUUAUUCAUAAUUUUCACAAAUAGAUAGAUAUUUUGAAAAUACAGUAACAGAUUGUUCAGAACAUUUUAUAAGAUUUUGCAGUCUAUAAAAAGAAAUAAUUGCUGAGGUACUUGCUUACAGUAUAAUUUUAGCAAAAAUUAGUAUGGGACAAAAGUAUUCUUAAUUUUAAUAAUUUACACUACCCACAAUAAAUACUAUUAAAGAAUACUUGA
Messenger RNA from Paramecium pentaurelia, 1787 nucleotides. The record is from the annotation of a GenBank genome assembly. NCBI's taxonomy places the organism in Eukaryota, Ciliophora, Oligohymenophorea, Peniculida, Parameciidae.